AGUAUAAGCAGUGGUAAAAAAUGGAUUUCACAAACAAAGUGGUGAUUGUGACUGGAGCAAGCUCCGGUAUCGGAGCAGCAUCAGCCAUGCUCUUCGCAAAACUUGGAGCCAAACUAACACUAGUUGGCAGAGACGAAAAUAGACUCGGAAUCGUUGCAAAACAAUGUGAAGUAGCUAACAGACUACAACCUUUGUGCAUCAUUAUUGACCUGACUACCAAAGGAGCCUGUGAAACAGUAGUUAAAAUGACUGUUGCUACCUACAACAAGAUCGAUGUUCUAGUCAACAGCGCCGGUAAAUGUCUUUUGGGAUCCUUAUUCGAUGACGCACCAGAAAUAUUCGAUGAACUAAUAGACAUAAAUCUUCGUGUUCCGUACAAAUUAUCGCACCUAGCACUACCUCACUUGGUCAAAACAAAAGGUAAUAUAGUAAAUUUGAAUACAACAGACAACUCUAGAGUAAGGCAUGGUUUCCUACCAUUUUCUAUAUCUAAAGCUGCCUUGGACAGAUUCACAAAAUCAGCUGCAGUAGAAUUAGCAACUGAAGGAGUCAGAAUCAAUUCAGUCCAGCCAGGAUUUACAAGGACAAACAUAUUGAAAAACCUGCAGUUUGACGAAGCUGAAGUGGAGCACGUUUAUCAAUGUUUAUCUACAAAAAUAAACAUUAUGCACGCCGAUGAAAUUGCAAAUAUGAUUGUUUUUAUCGCUAGUGAUCUCUGCCCAAGUAUGAAUGGUGUUCUCAUAAAACACGAUGCAGGCCAGACCCUUUAUUUCUACUAACAUUGUUUAAAACAAGUGUUUCUGUGUUGAUAACAAAUAUUCAUGCUCACGUCUUUUAUGUUAGUGAUUAAAUUUGUUUGUUGAUUGUUAAUGAAUAAAGGAACAAUUGGAGAUUUUGUAACUUGGAUGGGCAGUCAAGAUCGACAUUUCAAUUACUCCUCAGUUUUUCUUUUUUUCGGCAUUAAUAGCUGGUAUACAUAAUCUUGUUAUUAGUUCUGCCAAUAAACGCGUUUUAC
This is a messenger RNA of Trichoplusia ni (cabbage looper), 1015 nucleotides long. RefSeq lists its product as uncharacterized. Lineage: Eukaryota; Metazoa; Arthropoda; Insecta; Lepidoptera; Noctuidae. The transcript has a single exon. The record is from RefSeq and is a predicted model, not a curated record. Bases 21 to 779 code for a protein of 252 amino acids.